Molecule: messenger RNA, 1827 nt
Organism: Cladophialophora carrionii CBS 160.54
Lineage: Eukaryota; Fungi; Ascomycota; Eurotiomycetes; Chaetothyriales; Herpotrichiellaceae
Exons: 2
Coding region: 1-1827 (608 amino acids)
Biological process (GO): DNA-templated transcription; positive regulation of transcription by RNA polymerase II
Molecular function (GO): DNA-binding transcription factor activity, RNA polymerase II-specific; zinc ion binding; sequence-specific DNA binding
Source: RefSeq, a predicted model, not a curated record
AUGCCGGCCUGUCGACUGUGCCAAAGGGCCAAAGUCGACUGCACCAUCUUUGACCACGCACUACAGCAGACGCUGUCCCGAAAGUAUAUCCAGUCUCUCACCUCGCGCCUGGACAACCUCAAGGCCAAAUACGCCGCUGUCACACUAGAGGCUGUUGCGGGCAGACAAGCUCUGCCAGAGGAUAUUCCAGAUCGAUUGAGAUCGCAUCAAGCGCAAGGAAACUCCCCAUCCGUCCAAGAAUCAGCACCCGAUAGUGACCAUGGAGGAGACUUUAACAACCAUUUCCCUGUUCCCAGCGUCAAGGGUUCGACUUCUCGGUUCUAUGGUUCGAGUUCCGUGUUUGCGCUUGCGGUCGAGACGCUGGCGUUGGCCUCCGAUAAGAAUCUCUUCAGUCCUUCGAGUCCACUAGAGCCUCUCCUUUCAGCCAAGGACGGUCAUGACCGAGAUCUGGAUUCCGUGGCCCCCACAGCAGUCUUUGAUACCGGAAGAGAUUUCGUGCAGUCACUUAUCGCGGAUUACAUGGCAUCCAUCAAUGUCAUACAUCCAUGUGUGGACGAAACUCACCUGAAAAGGGACCUAGAUAGGUUUCUGGCAACGAGUGGAACUCUACAACUCGACGCGGACAAUCUACAACGGAUCGAAAAGUAUCAAUGCUUCCGCAUCGCCAUGAUGUGUUCUAUAUCCUGCGUCGCUAAGGCACGGCACAGCCCAAGCCUCAUGGCGUACGGCAAUCAAUUCUACGCGCAAGCUGUGAGGUACGUGGAAGAAGUAACGGCAGAGGUCUCUCCACAGUCUCUCGAAGCCCUCCUCCUUCUCGUGAUUUAUUGUCUCUUCAAUCCCCGCAAAGGCAAUAUAUGGAAAAUCCUCGACUUCGCCUGUCGCCUAAGUGUUCAACUCGGCUAUCACACUGAGCAAGGGCACUCGACAUCGGAGAGUGAAGCCGACAAGACCUGGAGGAGAACAGCCUUCUGGAGUCUCUACUCCAUAGAGCGACUGGUAGGGCAAUGUUUCGGGCGACCUUCAGACCUCCCCAGCUCGAUCGUUACCACAGAAUAUCCAACUGUCCUCGCAGACCCGGCACUCUUGGACAACGGUUCGAGACAGAAGGUAGCAGCAGCCCAAGGAUUCCAUUUGAUGUUCCUCCGCUCGGAAAUCUACACCGACAUUUACCUUUCCGCUGCCAGCCCGCAUCCGAGGUUGGAAUGGUUUCUCGAGCAACACGCCACACUGCGACAAUGGUAUCAAGAUCCCAGCCAAAGCCACCUCAUCAACGACAGCAAGAAUCUCGCAGGAGUUGGCGAGAUCACACGCGAUAUCAUGUACCACUCCUCAGUUCUUUUCCUCUUCCAACGCCAUCUUCUUGAAGCCCUGGCCACCAUACGGCACAAUCGUCUACCACAGCGAGAUUCGCUCACCAUUGCCUCGGAACCCUACCACUCCUCGAAGAUUCUUCUGAAUUUGUACAGCCUCAUUAUCCGCUCCACGACGUCCAAUUCACCUCUGUUCAUCUUUCCCGUGACGUUCCUCGCCGCAUACUCGAUCUUUCAAGCGGGCAUGACGCUUAUCUCCUUCGCCCUCCUCUCCCUUGAGUCCGGUGUUGUAAUCCAAAGUCCCUCCCCGCUCACUGCCGGAGGCCACCGAGAUUCAGAGAGGGAAAGAUACGGAGAACAGAAGCUUGACUUCUCGGACCUGCUGACCCUAUCGAACGAUUGCCUCGUAUUACUCGCCUGGUGUAAAGAGCAAUGGCCCGGAAUGGAGGGCAUGGUGGAUGCCUUUGCGCGAUGUAGUGCCGAGACAAUACCGAAGGUGCUGAGAGUGUCGGAAUGA